AUGCUCAGGGAAAUAGUGCUUAUUUACAUCCUUCAUAUUCCACUGGUUGAUGCAUUUGAUUGGGGAGACUUCCAUAAGGUGGCUGUAAUUUUCUUCUCGUUUUUCGGACCAACACUGAUUCUUGGCGCAAUAGCAUUAGCCGCCUAUUUCGCUUGCAUACGAUCUGUCAGAGGAAGCGGGCCAUCACCGGUUAAACAGCUGAAAGCUACUCCUCCACCAAUGAUCCAGAAGUUCGCACCGAGUCCCAUCCCACCAGGACAUCUCAUCUCACCUGCCCCUUCG
Ostertagia ostertagi is the source of this 282-nucleotide messenger RNA. The record is from the annotation of a GenBank genome assembly. NCBI's taxonomy places the organism in Eukaryota, Metazoa, Nematoda, Chromadorea, Rhabditida, Trichostrongylidae.